Amblyraja radiata (thorny skate) is the source of this 5841-nucleotide messenger RNA. It is a transcript of the gene cast, whose product is annotated as calpastatin. The transcript has 54 exons. Gene Ontology annotation, molecular function: calcium-dependent cysteine-type endopeptidase inhibitor activity. The coding region runs from base 171 to 4598 and encodes 1475 amino acids. Gene Ontology annotation, cellular component: cytoplasm. NCBI's taxonomy places the organism in Eukaryota, Metazoa, Chordata, Chondrichthyes, Rajiformes, Rajidae. The record is from RefSeq and is a predicted model, not a curated record.
AGAAAAAUGCAGAGGAGUGAAGAGGACACGCCCUCAACUCGAAUCAACUGCAACAAGUUUGGAGAGGAAAGAGUGGUGAUUCUGGCAGCGGGUGAGACUGGGUUUGGCUGAGGAGCGAGCACGCAGUGACUUCUUCCCCGCAGUCGACCCUCGGCUCCAAACUCUGAAACAUGUCGCAGCCGCAGAAGAAAAAAUCUUCCAGGAAGGGAGGAUCAAAGACUGAUUCGGCAAAAUCGAAGCAAGGAGCCGGCAUGAGUACUCGAGCAUCAGAGGAAAAAUCAAAACCCAGUGAACCUGGUAAGGUGGAAGCUGUUAAACCAAUGAGCUCAACGAGUAAGUCAUCAGUAAAGCCAGGAUCAGCAGCAACGCAGAAGUCUGCAGACUCAUGCAAGUCCAAGACGAAAUCUGGUUCGGUCUUACCUGGUGCGGCUGGUGGGGUGAAGCAGCAACAACCACAAUCCACAGCUACUAGUCAGAGCAAAAUGGGUCAGCUGUUCGGCAAAACAUCGAAUCUGGACACAAAGGAAAAUCAAGACAGAACACAUCCAGAAAAAUUGACAGGCACUUCUCUUCACAAAAACAAUGACUCAAAGAUUCAGGAUGGCAAACCAAUGUUGAGUACCAUGGAACAACUCAUGGAGCCGUUUCCAUCACAAGGGCCAGAUGCUCCAAUUCCUAAAUGCACUGGGCCUGCAGCGAAGGAUGAAGACCCAUUUGAUCUACUUGCGGGAACUCUGCCAUCGGAGGAACCUGACAAGUCAAUUCCAGAAUAUACUGGUCCAAAAGUGAAGGAAUCAGAUGCAACUAAGAAGAAGGGUGAACGAGUGGGAGAGCAUGAAGACACAAUACCGCCUGAUUACCGGUUUAAAGACCAGCCUGAUCCUAAGAAUAAAGACAAACCAGCAUCUUCCUCCACUGGUCCAGGAACUAAACUGAAGACAACAGAGAAGACCAUGACACAAGGUGAUGUUUUCGAGUCUCUGGCUGCAGACUUUGGCGAAAUCUCUGCUGAGCCACUUUCAAAAAGCUCAGCUGCAACUGCUCACUCUGCACCACCACCUCCUACAAUGAAGCAGGCAACCUUGCAAGCCUCAACAGCUGCCACUGUUUCUACAAGUCGAACAGUUGCCAAGGAUAAAGAUGCAUUCGACCUGCUUGCUGAUUCCCUUCCAUCAGAAGCACCAGACACGUCAGGCCCCAAGUACACCGGUCCUCCAGUGAAGGAAUCGGACGUAAAUAAGCAGCACGUUGAUCGAAUGGGAGAUCGAGAUGACACAUUACCACCUGAUUACAGAUUUAAAGAUCAGCCUGCUCCAAAGGAUAAAGGCCCGUUGGCUUCCUCCACUGAUGCAGGAGCAAAACCAAAGAUUAUGACAGAGGGUGAUGUCCUUGAGUCUCUGUCAGCAGACUUUGCCCAGAGCCCUCCAGCAACAAUUUCAAAAUGUUCUGCUGCAAUUCCCCAAUUUGCAGAGCCACCCUCUCCAAAGCAGCAGCCACAGCUACAAGCUUCAAAAGCUGCCCCAGUUUCUUCAACUCAAACUGGCAAGAAGGCACCAGAUAAGGAUUCUCUUUCAAAGGCACCUUUGCAAGCUUCAAAAGCUGCCCCAGUCUCUGCAAGUCUACCUGGUCCAAAGGCACCAGAUAAGGAUUCUCUUUCAAAGGCACCUUUGCAAGCUUCGAAAGCUGCCCCAGUCUCUGCAAGUCUACCUGGUCCAAAGGACAAUGACGCAUUUGACCUGCUUGCACAAACUCUUCCAUCAGAAGCACCAGACGAUUCAGCACCCAAGUACACUGGUCCUCCAGUCAAGGAACCAGACACAACUAAGAAGCUGAUUGAACGAAUGGGAGAUCGAGAUGAAACAAUACCACCUGAGUACAGAUUUAAGGAGCAGCCUGAUCCAAAGGGCAAAGGACAACUGCCUUCCUCUGCUGAUCCAGCUGUAAAGCCAAAGACUAUGACAGAUGCUGAUGUACUCGAGUCUCUGUCAGCAGACCUUGUCCCUAGCCUUCCAGCAACAAUUCCAAAAUGCUCAGCUGCAGUUUCACACUCUGCAGUGCCGCCCUCUCUAAAGCAGCAGGCACCAGUUAAGGAUUCUCUUUCAAAGGCACCUUUGCAAGCUUCAAAAGCUGCCCCAGUCUCUGCAAGUCUACCUGGUCCUACGCCACCGCUACAAGCUUCAAAAGCUGCCCCAGUUUCUACAAGUCAAACUAGCAAGAAGGCACCAGUUAAGGAUUCUCUUUCAAAGGCACCUUUGCAAGCUUCAAAAGCUGCCCCAGUCUCUGCAAGUCUACCUGGUCCUACGGCACCAGAUAAGGAUUCUCUUUCAAAGGCACCUUUGCAAGCUUCAAAAGCUGCCCCAGUCUCUGCAAGUCUACCUGGUCCAAAGGGUAAAGAUCCAUUUGCCCUACUUGCAGAAACCCUUCCAUCUGAGGCACCUGAUGAUUCAACUCCAAAAUACACUGGUCCGGAAGUGAAGGAAUCAGAUGCAACUAAGAAGAAGGGUGAACGAGUUGGAGAAAGGGACGACACAAUACCACCUGACUACAGAUUUAAAGAACUACCUGGUCCGAAGGACAAACUGGCUCCUUCUCCCACUGGUACAGGAGCAAAACCAAAGACUAUGACAGAAGGUGACGUCAUGGAUUAUAUGUCAGCGGACAUUAUGCAGAGCUCUACAGCUCCAAUUUCAAAAUGCUCAGCUGCAACUAUUCACGCUGCAGCGCCACCCUCCAUGCAGAUAGAGGCACCUCUUCAAGCUUCAAAAGCUGCCGCUGUUUCUGCAGGCCAAACUGGUGCAAAGUUAAGUGAAAAGGUUAAAGAUCCACUGGACCUUCUCGCAGAAACACUUCCAUCUGAAGCACCAGAUGACUCGUCUCCCAAGUUCACUGGUCUUGCAGUAAAGGAGUCGGAUGUAACGAAGAAGAAGGGUGAACGAGUGGGAGAGCAUGAGAGCACAAUACCGCCUGAUUACCGAUUUAAAGAGCAGACCGAUCCCAAGGAUAAAGGCAAAUUAGCCCCUUCCUUCACUGAUCCAGGAGCAAAACCAAAGGUGAUGACUGACGAUGAUAUCCUGGAUUCUCUGUCGGGAGGCUUUGGCCAGAGCUCUGUCGCUCCUAUUUCAAAAUGCUCAGUUGCACCAACACAGUUUGCAACUCUUCCCUCCAAGCAGAAAGAGGAGAUGACUGACGAUGAUCUCUUCGGUUGUCUGUCGGGAGACUUUGUCCAGAGCUCUGUCGCUCCUAUUUCAAAAUGUUCAGUUGGAGCACCACCACAGUUUGCAACACUUCCCUCCAACCAGAAAGAGGCUCCACUGAAAGCCACUGCAGCUGCCCCAGUAUCAGCAAGUCAGACACAUGCUAAGGGUAUAGAUCCAUUUGACCUACUUGCAGCAAGUCUUCCAUCUGAGGCACCUGACAAUUCUGCUCCCAAAUUUUCAGGCCCUGAAGUGAAGGAAGCAGAUGCAAAAGAGAAGUCCAUUGAGCGAUUGGGAGAACGAGAAAGUACAAUCCCGCCUGAGUACCGAUAUGGGAAACAGCCCGAUUCAAAGGAUAAAGGCAAACCAACCUCUUCUGUCACUUCUUCAGGAGCAAAACCAAAGACGAUGACAGAAGAUGAUGUCCUGACGUCACUGUCAGCAGACCUUGUCCAAAGCUCUGCGGCUCAAGUUUCAAAAUGCUCCGCUCCAGUUUCCCAUGUUGCUGCACCACACUCAACGCUGAAACAGGAGCCUCUGAAAGCUUCAACAGCUGCUUCUGUAUCUGCAAAUCAAAGUGCUCCAAAGGGUAAAGAUCCAUUUGACCUACUUGCAAAAACCCUUCCAUCAGAGGCACCUGACAAAUCAGCUCCAAAAUAUACUGGCCCUGCAGUGAAGGAAUCCGAUUCUUCCAAGAAGAAAGCUGAACUUGUGGGAGAAACUGACGAAACCAUACCGCCCGACUACAGAUUUACACCGCCAGCUGAUCCAAAGGAUAAAGGCAAAAGCAAAUUGCCCGCCUCCUCUACUGGUGCAGGAACUAAACCAAAGGCGAUGGCAGAGGGUGAUGCCGUAAAGGCUCUGUCAGCAGACUUUGUCGAAUGCUCUGCCGCUCCCGUUUCAAAAUGUUCAGCUCCAGUUUCCCACACUGUAGCGCCGCCCUCUCUGCAGAAGCCGGUACCUCUGCAAGCAUCAACAGCUGCCUCAGUAUCUUCAAGUCAAGGUAGUACUAAGGAUAAAGAUCCAUUUGACCUGCUUGCUGAUUCCCUUCCAUCAGAAGCACCAGACACGUCAGGUCCCAAGUACACUGGUCCUCCAGUGAAGGAAUCAGAUGUUAACAAGAAGAAGGCUGAACGUGUAGGGGAAAUUGAAGAAUCCAUACCUCCUGAUUACAGACUUACUGAACAAACUGAUCCAAAGGAUAAAGGUAAACCGGCCUCUUCCUUUGUUGCACCAGGAGCUAAACCAAAGUUAAUGAAAAAGGAGGAACUCAUAGAUCGUUUUUCGUCAGAUUUCGACUCCAGUUCUUCAGCUUCACAUUCUGUGGAACCGGUCUCCAAACAGAAAGAGUCAAAAGAAAAACCUGCUGCUAAACCUGAUACUAAGAAAGCCCGUAAAUGCUAAUGCGAGCAAAACAGCUCCUGGUUUCCAAACUGACCACUGUGCAAGUUUUUUCUUCCUUGGGAAUAUGCUUCUGUACAAAUAUCUGUAGUUUCUAAUUAAUUUUCCAAAGAUCUUUAUGGGGAGGUUAUGAACAAUCAACUUUGAGAAUGAUUUUAACUUUAGAACUUAGCUUUACAGCAUUGUAUGAAAUAUAUACUCUCUGAAGGUUCUUAAACUGGAUUUAUAUAUUUAAAAUUUGUUUUCUAAGUGGGAAGGAUAGUAUAUUUGUAGGAAAUGUUUACCACUAAUAUGUUGUAUAAAUAAUUAGUGUUACAUUUUUGAUGCUGUGUGUUAGUUGUUGAAGUUCAGUUCUAUUUCUCUUGUCUGAAUUGGGGAACAUCUCAAGACUAUGCACAGUGUUGAAUUACUUCCCCUGAACCAGACUAUUCAUAAUCUUGGUGUUACAUAUAAUCCUGGGAUAAGCUUCUGCCAACAUAUCUGCACCAGCAGGAGUACAGCUGAACAUUGUAACUGUGUCAGACUCCUCCCUGCCUAGCCUGUGCUGCCUCUGGAGCCUAUUCUGCUCCCUGCCUACCAAUUAGCUCAUCAAAAGUUCAAAGGUCUGUUCAUUGUCACGUGUACCAAUUAAGGUACAGUGAAACCCGAUUACCAUUGCGUAAAUCCUAACUCAUCAAAUCCCAUUGUAGAUUCACAGAUAUACAUUGAUACUGGGUCUAGAACUAUGAGUUUUAAAAUGCUCCUGAGAUUGGGGUUCUUCACAACCAUAGCCUUCUUUAUCCCUGCAACCCUGUUAGAGGAGUGCUUCUCCAAUUCUGGUCCUUUGGAGCAAUUAAGAUUGGUUUGGCACCCAUGCCUUCUGUUGCUUGGGUCCUGGCCACUGAAAUCCAUUAACAGGACAGCACUGCUGACUCUGAGAUGCCCCUUAAUGCAUAUUACUUUGCACAGUAAUUUGCUCACAUGUCCUACUAUCGCCUUAUGAGACAGCAUAAUAAACUCCUGUGAAGUGCCUUGGAACAUCUAGCAGUGUAAAGGAUACUAUGAAAAAUAAACAUUGACAUUUAAUUUGAUUGUAAAAACCCAAAUCAAGCUUCUGGGUUGAGUUACAUUUUUUUCUUCAUGCAGCACAGCAUUAAAAUGUGUUUAGGUCACAACUAUUCAUUUAUAUUUACAGAAUAUUGCUUGGGUGUAUUGUGUCACAUGGGUACAAAGAGAGUCGAAAAAUAAAAUGCAAUGAACAGAAAAA